Molecule: messenger RNA, 3192 nt
Organism: Bursaphelenchus xylophilus (pine wood nematode)
Lineage: Eukaryota; Metazoa; Nematoda; Chromadorea; Rhabditida; Aphelenchoididae
Source: the annotation of a GenBank genome assembly
AUGUCUUCCUUGCACAGCUGGUAUUACGUCUUUAAUUAUGUGUUUGUUUCUGCUGUCACUUCCGAUGACGAGAUCCAACGGUUGAACCGGUAAUAUAAAAGAACGGUAGAUCUUCGAUGUCAUCAGUUUGAGUUAUGUUAAAUUGUCCUACUAGACUGUAAAUUUUCGGCGUUUUGUUGACGUAUUGGAAGACCUGAUUAAUAUUCCCUUUCAUCGCAGAAUAAGUGUAAAGGCUAUUGGUCCCACUUUCUCUUUGCGAUAUUUCCUGUGGAUUUAAAUACAGCCGUGUAAUUGAUCAUAUAUUUGCGUAUAUAUUCAGCUUUUGACAUAAUAUAUUUUUAGCAUUUCCCGACUGCAUCAGCGGAGUCCCUCUCUUCCGCAAUCUGCAACACCUUUCACUGUUGCUUCUAUUAUAUAAUUGAAGAACCCAACAAACUAGACGCCUCAGGGCCGGAACUGUCCCUGUCUUGUGAACCCUGGCUCCAUCUUCCGUGACCCUGGCCCCCAUUCUGAACGGUGUCGUCUCCCAAGAGAGCCUCGGCCUCCAGCCGGCGUUCCAGUCCACCGCGCUAAGUCCAGGCAACGGCUCGGCCAGCUCGGUGUUGUCUCACGCCUCAACGUCUUCUUCGUCCGGCAUUUCCUCGCUGAAUUCGUCGAUAAAUUCGAUCGGGAAGGGACUCAACCUGGAUUCGUCAACUUUCGAUCGUUCCCCGGCCUUCGGGAGCAACGAUUUGUUGUUCUCGAGCUUCCGGUGAGUUCAUGUUUGAUAUGAAAACCAGCGGCAGAGGCCUGGAACAAGACAACGGUCUCUUAUCCCACGUAUAAAGUUAUAUUUAAUGAUCAAUUUUCAGGCCAUCGACCAGUAAAUUGUCGGAUUAUUUGGAUGACAAAAGCGGGAUCCUUCCUCUCCAGAAUGGCCUAGUAAACAACAGCCCCUUGGGCAGUCAUAUGGGAAGUUUGCCAGUCCCCCAAACACCUUCCUCCUGUGGCGAUAACAUCCAGCCAAGGCAACGUAUGUCCUUUCUUGUCAAGAAAUUUAAGUUAAAAUUACUCUAACAACUACAAUUCAACAGUCUUUACAAUGUAAAUCUAUUUUCAGGUAGAAAAGUGCCUGAGGGGGAAUUGUGUGCGGUCUGUUCGGAUCGAGCAACGGGAUAUCACUAUGGAGUAGCCAGUUGUAACGGCUGUAAGACCUUCUUCAGACGGACGAUCGUUUCCGAACAUACGUUUGUCUGUCAAUACAAUGGCAAAUGUGACGUUAACAAAAGUAAGUCCAUCUAUGGUGAUAAAAACCAUGUGCUCUGAAUAACUUGGAAAGACCCUCUGGACUUUCCGGGAUGCCUUUACCUUUACGUUUUCUUGCGCAAGUUUUGCGACCAGGGGUGGUCAGCGGACCCUAUUUUUCCGAUUUUCGGCCUGCGGCCCGGCCCGUCUAAUUACCGGCCCGGCCCGGCCCGUCUAGUCUUUUUCCAGGCCCGGCCCGGCCCGUGACGGGCCUGGCCCGGCCCGUGCAGGCCCGUUUAUAGAGGGUUCUGCGAACUGCGCCCAAGCUUGGGAUCUAAACUUAGGCAAAAAAGGCGUUGAUAUAGCUAGUAAAGGAUCAAUGUGAUAGUUUUGUGGUUUUAUAAUGGAACUAUAGACUUGUAAACGUUUUAGAACUUGAGAAACAGCAACUAUAACAACAUCAAUUAAUUUUCCCGGCGCGAAAACAAUGAAUGCCAACGGUUUGGCAUUGUAAUUUAGACGGGCCGGGCCGGAAAAACCCCCAGGCCCGCGGCCCGGCCCGGCCCGUGACGGGCCCGGCCCGUUUGUAAUUUUCCAUUUUUGAGCCCGGCCGGCCCGUUUGGCCGGCCCGUCACGGGCCGGCCCGGCCCACUGACCACCCCUGUUUGCGACUUCGAGUUACUGUCCAGACUUGACUCGUUCUCCCUCUCGGGUCAAGUCUCACUCUCUUGACACUCAUUUUUUUCCAUCGACAAAUUUCAUUUCUGAUCGGUAAUUUCAACGUUUCUUACCUUCCAGAUGUCCGUUGUGCAUGUCGUCAUUGUCGUUUCAACAAGUGUGUGGCCGUUGGAAUGGAUGCCCGUGCCAUUCAAAAUGACCGCGAUCGGAUUGGCCCCACCAAAAAGAUGAGGAUGAUGAAGAGAAACAGCUCCGCCGAGGACGAUCGCUAUUCCAUGGGCUCGAUGUCGCCGAUUAUGAAAGCUGGCGACGACAAGAUAAUUGAAUAUUUACAUUCCGCGGAGAAGAUGUGCAAUCUUCUUCGGACCAAAGAAUUAGUUCAGCCGAAGAAUGUGAAGGAAGCUCUGCAGACGCAGAGUCUAUUAUUACAGGCGAAUAGUCUUCAAGUGGAUGUAAGUUCUCGUUUUGUUGUGAUUGAUAUUGGUGUUUAGGUAUACACGGUCUUCCAAGAGCUGUAUCCAGCAUCGAUGGUGGACAUUCAGAAAUGGAAUAUCCGAGAGCUCGUAUUGUGCAUUGAAUGGGCCAAGUCUUUCGAAGAGUUUGUCAAAUUGGCCGAGAGUGAUCAGGUAAGAGACCUUCCUUUAAAAUUAGUCGGUUUUAUCUUUUUUAUAUUAUUCUUUACAUUUCUUUUCAGUAUUAUUUGAUGAGGAACUUUGCCUUCACCUUCAACAUUCUCAAUCGCGUUUACUACUCGCUGGAUUACGGGCCGGACAAGAUUGUUUAUCCGAAUGGUGCUUAUAUUCUCCGCCAGUCCCAGGAUUCCCUCAAGAUCCCAGGUUGUCGCUCGAUAUAUCACAGACAAAUGGACGAAAUCAUGAUUCCGUUGAGGAAGUUGGAGAUCGGAAUCCCUGAAUUCGCCGCUUUCAAGGCUUGUCUUCUCUUCAAUCCAGAUGCUUUGGAACUGGGAUUGGAUGUGAAAGAAGAUGUGGCCAGGGAAAGGACCAAGUAUUUGAAUGCCCUUUUCCAUAUCCUGACGCAACGACAUGGAUUGGCCCUAGGGGCGCAGAAAUACGGACAGAUGUUGAUUAUGAGCAGUAGCAUUCAGGUGCGUCUUUUUUGCAUUUUAUUUUGUGUUAAUUUAGGUAACUUUUAAUUUAUUUUGAUGAAAUUCUAAAUUUAAUCCGUUUCCAGAACAUUGUCGAUACCAACGAUGAAAACAUGCAGAUCAUGGAUGUGUUUGGUAACUUCUGGAGGAUCAACGCGUUCGUCAAGGAGCUCUGCAUGAAAUAG